Desarmillaria tabescens is the source of this 934-nucleotide messenger RNA. RefSeq lists its product as uncharacterized. Bases 281 to 763 code for a protein of 160 amino acids. The record is from RefSeq and is a predicted model, not a curated record. The transcript has 4 exons. Lineage: Eukaryota; Fungi; Basidiomycota; Agaricomycetes; Agaricales; Physalacriaceae.
GCGUGAUGUGGAGCUUAAAAUCGCACAACAAUAACUUAAUGAUGAGAGACACGUCUAAGCUUCAUUGUCCUAUUCUUUGUUGUAGCCAAAAGGGACAAAUCACGCUUGGACCGCUCAUUUUUGUAUUUAUACCUACUGGCGCCUGAAACUCUCCUAAAUCUUCCUGUCUUCCUUGUUAGAUGUGAUUAACUGCCACUCGCACCUGUCGUCGUUGAACCCCAACUUCUCUAGUGUUACAGUUAUUUUAACCACCACUCAGAACCAGCAGAAAGGCAGCACAAUGCCUCCUCACCGACGUUUUCGAUGUGCAUACAGCUCGUAUCCCACCUUCAGCUCUCCGAUGAAAAAGUCGCCCAAGAAGCGUAGAUCAGAAAUGACUGAAGAGGAGAAGAGAGAAGCUGAUCUUCAGACUACUCUUCGCAAGGCGAAAAGUACCGCCAAAAGGGAAUGGGAAAAUUCCCUUCCCUUACCCUGGAAAGGCCCUCACGACUUCAAGUGGCCUACGGGAACUUUGGGAAUGUACAAAAGUGAUGCUAAACGUUCUUAUGGUUUAACUGAACGCGAGAUCAUGACACUACCUUACGAAUCUAUCGAAAUGUCCAGCAAGACGUUCUUCUCCCAUGCUGAUGUCAAGGAACUCUCGAUUAAAAAGUAUUCUGACUUUGACAUCCUAAUGCCAGACAGAAUGACCACCGUCGGGAGGCCCAUAGGAAUGGAUAUACGUCUUUUCAGGAAAAUCGACCACAACCCUCCAGUAUCAUGAAUCGGACGACUAGCUGUAGCUAGCGACUUCAUCGCCUUUUGUUUCUUGUAGUGACUGAUGAUUAUACGUUGCGGAAGUAGUAAUCACUAUACUACUUAGUUUACGCUCAAGUCUGCACAAGCAAUUGUAAUUUGUCAGGAGCGUCUGGACUCCGACGUAUAUAAGCAUGAG